This is a messenger RNA of Cyprinus carpio (common carp), 3859 nucleotides long. Its product is annotated as next to BRCA1 gene 1 protein-like. Gene Ontology annotation, biological process: macroautophagy. NCBI's taxonomy places the organism in Eukaryota, Metazoa, Chordata, Actinopteri, Cypriniformes, Cyprinidae. The record is from RefSeq and is a predicted model, not a curated record. Gene Ontology annotation, cellular component: phagophore assembly site. Gene Ontology annotation, molecular function: ubiquitin binding.
UUGGGGGCGUGUACAAAUCUAGCGAUGUAAACAAGAACGCAAAAGACAAGUCUGACAGUGUUGACAGCACCACGGGCAUUUAUAGAGCGUCGCAUCCCGCAUCAAACGCAUUAGUUGACUCUGGCUGACAGCUAUGAACCUCCCCGUCACUGUCAAAGUGAACUUUAGGGGCAACGUGAAGAAAUUUCCAGUCUUGGACACGAACAAAGCACAGUGGGAGACUGUGGAGGCCUGGAUUAAAACUACAUUCGGCCUGAUCCAUUUUCAAGUGAAAUAUUUUGACGAGGACAACGAGGAGGUGUGCAUAAACUGUCAAGAUGAAUAUACAGAAGCUCUAAAGACUGCAUUUAAGCAGGCCAACCAGCUUCACAUGAAUGUCUAUAAGAUGAAGGGUCAGGCAGAGGGUGGUGCAGUGAAGGCAGAGCUGAAAGAACUAAAGAUUGAUCCUAGACCAGCUCCGCCGUAUCGAGCAAGGGUCAAGAUGGCAGACAAGGAGACCCAGGUGACCCCCGAGCGGGACUCGGUUGUGGCCAAAGAAAACAAAGGGAUGAAAACCGAUGAGGAAGCAGUACCAGCGUGGUUUAAAUCCUACAUGGACCGGUUCAAAGACCAAGUGGUAAGGGAGGUGGUGGACAGGAUGUGUAGUGAGUUUUCUGGCCAGUGUUGCACACACAGAGCCUCAGAUCCUCCCGCAGAGGAACCAAGCACCUCUGGCACUCAGAAAGCUACAAGCUCCACCACGCUAAGGGCCUCUAGUUCAACUCCAAAUUGCAGUAGUUGCAAAGGACCAGCCACUGGAGGAGGAUAUCAGUGCAGCGUUUGUCCAUCUUGCAUCUUAUGUGAGCCAUGUAGUCAUAAACACGAUCCCAGCCACAACCUAAAGAGAACAAGGACUCCUUUGUCUGUUCCUGAACGUGGAGUCACUCCAGAACCCAGGUUUCUGAGGCGGGGUGACAGGACGGUGCGUAAGGCGGAGAGACAGCGGCUGAAAGCUGAGCGGAGGCAGCUGAAGGCCGAGGUGAAGGAGAUCAAGAAGAAGCUGAGGCUGGAGAAGAGAGGUCUGCUGUGGAGUGGAGCCUCCAAUGGGACCGGCAGCUCGGGCCUUGCCCCCGCUCCCGCCACAUCUCUAGGCCCAGGACCAGCUCCAGCUCCGGCCCUGUGCCCAGACCCUCAAACAUCCAGUCCAGAGGGUCCCAAGGUCUCCUGCUCCACCUUGGUGCCCACAAUGACUGCCUUGUUUCUGGAUGAGAAUCUACCAGAUGGCACUUGUCUGGAGCCAGGCACCAAGUUCAUCAAGUACUGGAAGAUGAGGAACACUGGCAACAUCAGCUGGACUUCGGAUACCAAGUUGAAGUUUAUGUGGGGCAACCUGACCCUGGGCUCACGGGAGCAAAAAGAAGUCGCAGUGCCCUUUCUGCAGCCAGGUCAGGUUGGUGUAGUGAGCGUGGCAUUUGUGGCACCCCUGCUGGAGGGCACCUACACGUCUCACUGGCGCCUGGCACACUGCGGGGUGCAGUUUGGGCCCAGAGUGUGGUGCAGCAUUAUAGUGGUGGCAAGUGCAGAGCGGAAACCCACCCACUGCAGCAAAUCACUAAGGACCGAUCUUUGUCUUAUGAGGAAAGAUGGCAUGUUCUGGUCAGGCACCAGAGACUGUGAAGUGUCUACCAGCUCUCGGAGAGAAUACUACAUCCCCUCUGUGGACUUAUUGACGGCACAGGAUCUCUUGUCCUUUGAGUUGCUGGAUAUAAACAUUGUGCAAGAAUUGGAGAAAGUCCCAGCCAACACUCCAGCUGAUAUGACCCCCUUCGUAUCUUCACCUCUUCAUCAUGGAGCCUUGUUUGGAAAGCAUGGAACAGGGCUAAGCAAAGUCGAGGCUGGACAUUCAGGCAGGAAAAAAAGUCAAGUGUUGCAGCCUCAGAGACAGAAUGAACUUCUGGAUGUUCCCGGCAAUGAGGAAGGAGAUGAAGACAUCAGUGGGACCCAGUUUGUGUGUGAGACUGUGAUUCGUUCUCUCACUCUUGAGGAGGAACCAGAGCGCAAGCCUCAACGCAGGGCUUGGCCCAACCUGAAGAGGCAUGACGUUCACGACACUGCUAGAUUUCAGGAGAGAUCAUUACUGGUGAAGAAGGACAGACCUUUGACAAUCAUAAACAGCCCCGAGGCUCCAGUCCCUGUGCCAAAGCCAGUUAAAACAGAGGAAACUGUCAUGCCAGUCUUUUCGGAAGCAUUGAUUGGCUCAAAUGAAAACCUCUAUACCGACCCAGCUGCACAGGACGAGAAUGAAGAGGAAGUAGAACAAAAGGGACAUGAAAAUGAUCAAGAAAAAGACGAAGAAGCAGGAGAGUGGGAUGAGGUGAGCAGCCAGGUGUCCUCAGCCUCAUCAGAGGACUACAUUGUCAUCCUGCCUGACUGCUUCGAUACUUCCAGGCCCCUGGGAGAAUCGAUGUAUAGCUCAACAAUGUCCCAGCCUGCAGUCCCUCUUGCCAAAGAGCCAGAGGCACCACAAAUCCUGAGCAAGGCUGAAGGAGAGAACGAGGAGCCCAUCCCUGUUCCAGCUCUUCAAAACAGCCUGAACCGGAUGCUCUGCACCUCUCAGAUACUGGACACUUCUCCUCUAAUUCCAGAGAUGGUACCUUCGCCCAUAGCUCUUUCGCCACCCCCAUCUCUUCGAACCCACAGAUCAGUGAGAUCUCACGAUCUUGAGUCAGGACCAGGGGCCUCUGGAGACAACACCUCAUAUCAACUUGACGAUGACUCAAGUGGUUGCAGAUCAGCUCAUUUAGAGGCCCCUGUUAGUGCCUUUGAGACCUGCGGCUCCCAGGAUCUCAGGGCACAUCAAGGUGGUCUGACAGAGGGCCUGGUGAAGGGAGCGCUCUCUGUGGCUGCCUCUGCUUAUAAAGCACUCUUUACAGGCCAGAACACACCUGCACAGCGGCCUGCUGUUGACCCAGCCUGUGAGGAUGCCUCCAUGAUGGCUGUAUUACAGGAGAUGGGUUUCAGUAACAAGCCGCUCAAUCAAAGGUUGCUGAGGAAGCAUCACUACAAUUUGCUUGAUGUGGUCAACGAGCUGGUGCAGUUGACCGACAGCGAAUGGCACAUCUCUAGACAUUAGGAAGCACAGAGCAACCUCAAUAAAGAAUAAGAAUUGUAAAUGAUUUCAUCAUGUUGCAGCAUUCUGUCAGAACAGGAGUGAGGUAAUGGUGAAAUACUGAAAUGAUCUCUGAUGUUCUUUUGUUAGAGAAAUAGUUUUGACUCUUGAAAAAGAUAACUGUAUCACUAUAACAGACCAUAGCUGCAAUGAUGCAAUUACUUGAUUGUACAAUUUUAGUUUCAUGUUUAUAUAGGACAUUAUGAAUGAGGAAACAACAUAACGUUUAAUAAGCAGUCUUAAUGCUUUCUUUAUUCAGUGUGUGUGUGCCCAACUAACACGUAUAGACUGCUGUUAGCUAGGCUUCAGGUAUAUUUUGUACUGCUUGAUUAGAUAAGAGGAUAAAUUUAAGACAAUGCCCAGAGCACUUUGGAUGGACAGAAAAAGGGUUAGUGCCUCUCAGAGGAAAGAUAGAAAAAGAAAAGCCUGUAUUGAUUUAGUUUUUUUUGUCACAGUGACCUCUAUAUUUGUAUAUCUUAUUUUAAACAACACUAAUUCAUAUGGCACACUAAAGUGUUGGGCUGCCAAACUUAUAGGAAUGUGCAAUGAGUGUUUCAGUCAUGCUUAACACAACCGGUGAUUGAUUGGUCAAAGUUUUUGCUAGGCACCAGUUUUGGUCAUUUUUUAUGUGCAAUGUAUUACUAUGAACUGAAAGCUUAUCAACAUGGCGUUUUGUGUCCAGCAUAGUGAAUAAAAAACAUUCCAUUAUCA